Molecule: messenger RNA, 765 nt
Organism: Rhizophagus irregularis DAOM 181602=DAOM 197198
Lineage: Eukaryota; Fungi; Glomeromycota; Glomeromycetes; Glomerales; Glomeraceae
Source: RefSeq, a predicted model, not a curated record
AAAAAAAAAAAAAAAAAAAUUUUAUUUAAAUAAUGAGACUUGCUAUUUUACGGAUCAUGACGCUGAAAAAUUACAAUAGCCAAACCAGAAGGAAUAACAAUGAAGGGUCAAAUAAUAGUAUUUCUUUUAUUCUUUUCUUAUUACUAUUAUUGUUAAAUUCACCGGUAACUUCUGCGGGAAUUGGAUCUGUAUCGGGACCAAGUAUUCAAUUAGAUGUAGUAGAAUAUGUUAUAGGUGUAGAAAGGAGAGCCAAACUUGCUGAAGAUAGUCCUACACAGGAAUAUGAACGAGUUAAUUUAUUGGAAAAUAGUGUACCUCCGACAAAAGACGGGACUCAGGGAAUUUUAUUUGAAUUGUUUCAAAAUUGUGAUGAUAUGAAUAUAACAAUGAUACCAAAUGAUGUAGUCAAAGAAAUUCCUUCAAGAAUGGCACUAAUAACAAAUCCAAAUUGUCCAUUAAUAUCGCUUAAUUCAGCACUUCAACAAAAAGUCACAGGAGCUAUUAUUAUAGCAAAUACAUCAGUUAUAUCAGAUCAGCCUUCACCGCCAAAUAUUCCUCCAAAUACAUUUAAUUUUCCCAUAUAUUAUGUAGUUAACGCUGCAAAUGGUCAAGAAAUAAAAAAAUUCUUACUGGAUAAUAUUUAUUUAAAAAACGUUACAGAUCAAAAUGGAAAUAAAGAAUUAUUAAAAUAUCGGGUUAGAGCUCUUUUAUUACCUCAAACUUCUUUCUUUCCUGGAGUUUGGGAAUUCACAUUGAUUAUCGUCG